Oncorhynchus keta (chum salmon) is the source of this 6910-nucleotide messenger RNA. RefSeq names its product connector enhancer of kinase suppressor of ras 2-like. Gene Ontology annotation, molecular function: protein binding. NCBI's taxonomy places the organism in Eukaryota, Metazoa, Chordata, Actinopteri, Salmoniformes, Salmonidae. The record is from RefSeq and is a predicted model, not a curated record. The transcript has 20 exons. The coding region runs from base 507 to 2723 and encodes 738 amino acids.
UACCACUGCACUGUCAUUCACUACAUACUUUAGUCUGAGACUUCCAUCAUUGACGUUGUUUGUGGUGAUGAGGGGCACAAGUGACGUUCUGGCCCAACCCAUCGGUUUCUAGACCAAUCAGACGGCCCCGAAUAUGUUAGUAUUCGGUGAAGGGUCAGGGAGGUACUCCGCUCAAGACUCAUUGCAGAGAAGAAACAAACGUCCGUAACACUUGGUUGCCAGGAGACGGAGGACACAGAAGGAUGCACAUUUUUGUUUUUGCCCUGUAGGUUUGAUGAUUAGUUGAUAAGUUGAACCAAGUGUGUUCGUGGAAGGACAAAAAGAAUAAUGUCCACUAAGGUCUGGACGCUCCUCUCCAGCAGUACCCCUUCAAAGAGUGGAGGGUGACGGGGUUGGACCUGCUGCAGCUCUCCUCCCAGGACCUGGAGCAUCUGGGCGUUCACAAGAUCAGCCACCAGGAGCUCAUCCUGGAGGCUGUGGAGAAGCUCUGCUCCCUGACAUACGGUAUGGGAGGGGAGACCCUGCGCAGUCUGACAGAGAACCUGUGCGUGGUGGCCCACUCGCUGAUCAUGGGCAUCCAGAUCCGCUGGAGGGUAAACACCUAUGAUGGGCAGAGCGCCACCAAGCUGCCAGCCAGUGUACUGCAGGUGGUGCUGGAGCUCAUCACCUCCGCAAAGGGCCUCUUCUCCCUGCUCAACAGGUACCAGUUUGCCCAGCUGAGUGGUUACACGUCCAGUAGGAACAUCAUCACCUACUGUAAAGACCUGGGGACCGCAGUACACAAGGAUUCCACAGUUUACGAGAAAGAAAAAGACAUCAUCUCCAUCUGUCGUCAGUUGGUGGCGGUGUGUGAUGAGAUUCUGUACUGCAGUCCAGAGGUGCUCCUUACCCACACUGCCCAGCUGGAGAGGGUUGACCUGGUGCCUGUCUUCGACGGCGAUCACCUGUCACCCUCGGACGUCUGUGACAAGAUAUUAGCUGGGGACGAGGUGAUCCAAGUCGAUGACCAAAUAGUGGUUGGCUGGAGCAGGAAUAACCUGUUGAAGAAACUACAGGAGAACCCCAGUGGGGUGACCCUGGUCCUCAAGAAGAUCCCCGUGUCCCUGAAUCACAAAGACACACCCCAACAGCCCCCCUGCCCAAAGGAAGAAGAAGAAGAGGGGGAAGAGGGCAAUCAGAGAUUCUCCGUAUUGGAGAGAGUAGCAGCCUCGGUUAGGUCCCUUUCAUUCAGGGCAGCGGUUCAGGGGCAAGUGGUGAGCCAGCACAUGGGCCAGGAGGAGUCGGAGCUGUCCAAUGACAGGGGAUUGGACAGCAGCCAGACGUACACCUCACACCCCCACCACCAGGGGGAGCUCUCAUACCUGUCUGCAGGAGAGACCAAUAGCUUGAAGGGGUCCAGGUUCAGCACCAGGCCCAGGGGAGAGGGCUCUGCGCCCCCCAGUAGUCCGUCCCCCCGGGUACUAGAGCUAGCCAGAGCUAGCGUCAGUUCCUGCCCUGAGAUGGGCGGACACGGGGAGGAUAAAGAACCAAAAAAUAUGUGUACAAAAGGUAAGAAUAAAGCGACGAGCAGGCGCCGUGUGUCGUGUCGUGAUCUGGUUCAGCCCGACUGUGAUGGCUGGCUGUGGAAGAAGAGGAAGGAGAGCAGCGUGUUCAUGACCCAGAAAUGGCAGCGCUUCUGGUUCGUCCUCAAGGGCCCCACUCUCUACUGGUAUACCAGCCAGCAGGAGGAGAAAGCAGAGGGCCUGGUUCAUAUCUCCAGCUACAACAUAGAGAGCGCAGGAGAACACAAGAGGAAGUAUGUCUUCCAAAUGUGCCACCAGCGCUUCCAGACUUUCUUCUUUGCCGCCGAGAAUGUCAAUGACAUGACCAAGUGGAUCAACUGUCUGAUCACAGCCAUACAGAAACACAAGAAGUUCCACAAAGGACCACCGGACAACGAAGAGGAGUGCUACAGUGAGACGGAGUCAGAAGAUGAGGGGUCUUCUCCUUCACCACGCAGAAACAAGAUCUACACGAAAACUCUGUCCAACACACUGCCUCGGGCCAGGAAAGAGAAGGAGAAGGAGAAGGAGGAGAAAGAGAAAGAGAAGAAGAACAAGGUUCAGGUUCCCGCUCCACCCACAGGGCUCAGCAGAAGCCCAGGAGCCCCAGAGGAUGAGAUGGACGUGCUGUUCCACGGACUGAAGGAGGGCGGCGUGUCCCUGAUCGGCAGCAAGCAGCCACAGACCCAAGACCACUUCCGAAAGUCCUUCAUCCGGCGCAACAAGAACCCGGUCAUCAAUGAGAAGGCCCACACGCUCCGCGCGCUGCAGAGCACACUCAAGGAUAAAGAGGCAGAGCUCCAACUCAUCAACAAGGUGCUGGAGGACUCUGAGCUGACGUCCCAGAAGUACCGCCAGUGGAAAGAACAUAACAAAGACUUACACCUGGAGAUCGAGAAACUGGCUGUCCAAUGGGCUAAUGACAAGACAAAGGACACGCCCCCUGGAGCGUCUUCUGGGGCAAUGGUGGAGGUGGUUGCCUUGGAAACAGAGGCCGCGUGUGGACUGAGCCUUGGCGACGGGGAGAUGCUGGUAGACGCGGAGCCAUCGUUGUCAAGUACGAUGAAGACAGCAGGAGACUCUGAUGUAGAGCCACAGUCCGAGCAGUCAGUGACUGCAGAGAGCAGCACAGACGACUUAGCUACUAGUCCUGCUAGCCGAGAGAAUUACUUCUACAUAUGAGCCACUGAACUGAUCUGAUGGUGGUUUCCCUACUUACCAUCAGAUAUGUAUGGUUAGUGCAUGGAGUUUUCAUCAACCAUAUGACCUAACCAGGGAAAACUCAUAGCUGUAGUUAUUGCUGUGGUUCAUGACUCUAGUUAUCACUGUGAUUCAUGACUCUAGUUAUCGCUGUGAUUCAUGACUCUAGUUAUCGCUGUGAUUCAUGACUCUAGUUAUCGCUGUGAUUCAUGACUCUAGUUAUCGCUGUGAUUCAUGACUCUAGUUAUCGCUGUGAUUCAUGACUCUAGUUAUCGCUGUGAUUCAUGACUCUAGUUAUCGCUGUGAUUCAUGACUCUAGUUAUCGCUGUGAUUCAUGACUCUAGUUAUCGCUGUGAUUCAUGACUCUAGUUAUCGCUGUGAUUCAUGACUCUAGUUAUCGCUGUGAUUCAUGACUCUAGUUAUCGCCGUGAUUCAUGACUCUAGUUAUCGCCGUGAUUCAUGACUCUAGUUAUCGCUGUGAUUCAUGACUCUAGUUAUCGCUGUGAUUCAUGACUCUAGUUAUCGCUGUGAUUCAUGACUCUAGUUAUCGCUGUGAUUCAUGACUCUAGUUAUCGCCGUGAUUCAUGACUCUAGUUAUCGCCGUGAUUCAUGACUCUAGUUAUCGCUGUGAUUCAUGACUCUAGUUAUCGCUGUGAUUCAUGACUCUAGUUAUCGCUGUGAUUCAUGACUCUAGUUAUCGCUGUGAUUCAUGACUGUAGAUAUCUCUGUGAUUCAUGACUCUAGUUAUCGCUGUGAUUCAUGACUAGUUAUCGCUGUGAUUCAUGACUAGUUAUCGCUGUGAUUCAUGACUGUAGAUAUCGCUGUGAUUCAUGACUCUAGUUAUCGCUGUGAUUCAUGACUCUAGUUAUCGCUGUGAUUCAUGACUCUAGAUAUCGCUGUGAUUUCUUAUGGCGUUUUUCCUGGUCAGGUAAUGUGGUCAGGAUAAACACUGGGCCCUCAGGGGUUUUGUUUUAAAUAGUUUUUGAUUUGUUGAUGUAGGAAAGACAGGUGUUGUCUUUCCAAGCCAAUUGUAUCACGCCAAACUUUCAGAAUUCAAGUUACAGUGUUCAUAUGAAAAAAAAAACUAUUUUUUCAAGUGUCCCUCUGUGUUGAUAGAUAUAUACUGUAGUCAUGGGGGAUGUUAUGGACUGUCUUUUCUACUGUUACAUAUCUUUGGCUAAGAUUUUUAAAGGAGAUUUCAAGGUAAAUUAUAUCUGUGUUGUAUGCCUCUUAUGUACAUAGAAUGUUAAAUGUCACGUAAACAAAAUGUAUUGUACUUUUUUAAACGUAGAUUGUAUAUAUUUUUGCACAGAAUAAGUUCCGAUCUUGCCUGAUGGACAACAUUAUGACAUAGCUAUUAUGGAUCAAAGACAAUCAUUGUUUAUUUUAACCUGAUAAGGUUACGUGUAAGACUGUUCCCAGACCUGUGUGUGUGUGUGUGUGUGUGUGUGUGUGUGUGUGUGUGUGUGUGUGUGUGUGUGUGUGUGUGUGUGUGUGUGUGUGUGUGUGUGUGUGUGUGUGUGUGUGUGUGCGUGAGCGAAAGCUUAGUUUUCCCAAUGCAUCUUGGAAUAUAUUGAUUCCAUAUAUUCUGAGCAGUAAGGAUCCUCACUGGUGGCUGAGCCUGUGUCAAAUGCAGUAAAGAACAAGUGAUGAGCACAAUCAUUUGCAAACAGUUUGUCAUUCAAGAAGCCAUUGUCCUAACUGAUGGUCAGGUGAAUGGCAUAAAAUGGCAAUAACAUUUCUUCAAAUUUCUAUUGAGAUUUAUCAUGGUAGAAAAUGGGACUUUUGUUUUGCGUUCACGGCUGAAAUAAGUUAUGAUAAAAGUGUUGACAAGGUUUUGGUAGCACAAUUUUACAGUACUGUCUGUCCUUGAUAAAUACUAUUGACCUCUGCUGGAAUUAGCAUGAUAACAGUGGGAACCCUCCUGUAGCGUAGCAUGCAGCCCCCACAAGGCGGGGUGGGGGGGAGGAGGUCGGGCCUCCCAGAUAGCAUAUGAACACGUCAUAAGCCAUGAAAUAUUACUUUGUGAAAUUACAGAAAAUUACAUACAUGGUCAUUCCAAAAUCAUGGGCAUCAAUAUGGAGUUGGUCCCCCACUUUUGCUGUUAUAACAGCCUACACUGUUGGGAAUGCUUUCCACUAGAUGUUGGAACAUUGCUGCUUCCAUUCAGCCACAAGCGCAUUAGUGAGGUCGGGCCACUGAUGUUGGGUGAUUUAGGCCUGGCUCGCAGUCAGUGUUCCAAUUCAUCCCAAAGGUAUUCGAUGGGGUUGAGGUCAGGGCUCUGUGCAGCUCAGUAAAGUUCUUCCACACCGAAUCUCGACAAACCAUUUCUGUAUGGACCUCGCUUUGUGCACGGGGACAUUGUCAUGCUGAAACAGGAACGGGCCUUCCCCAAACUGUUGGCACAAAGCUGGAAGCACAGAGUAGUCUAGAAUUUCAUUGUAUGCUGUAGCGUUAAGAUUUCCCUUCACUGGAACUAAGGGGCCUAGGCUGAACCAAGAAAAACAGCCUCAGACCAUUAUUCCUCCUCCACCAAACUUUACAGUUGGCACUAUGCAUUCGGUAGCGUUCCCCUGGCAUCCGCCAAAUCCAGAUUUGUCUGUCUGACUGCCAGAUGUUGAAGCGUGAUUCAUCACUCCAUGUUUCCACUGCUCCAGAGUCCAAUGGCGGCGCUCUUUACACCACUCCAGCCGACGCUUGGCAUUGCACUUGGUGAUCUUAAGCUUGUGUGCGGCUGCUUGGCCAUGGAAACCCAUUUCAUGAAUCCUCCGGCCAACAGUUCUUGUACUGACGUUGUUUGGAACUUGUAGUGAAUGUUGCAACCGAGGACAGCUUCAGCACUUGACGCUCCCAUUCUGUGAGCUUGUGUUGCUUACCACUUCGCGGCUGAGCCGUUGUUGCUCCAAGACAUUUCCACUUCAAAAUAACAGCACUUACGGGUUGACUGGGGCAACUCUAGCAGGGCAGAUAUUUGACAACCUGACUAGUUGGAAAUAUGGUAUCCUAUGACGAUACCAUGUUGAAAGUCACUGAGCGCUUCAGUAAGGCCAUUCCACUGCCAAUGUUAUCCUAUGGAGAUUGCAUGGCUGUGUGUUCAAUUUUAUACGACUAUUCAGCAACAGGUCUGGCUGAAAUAGACAAAUCCACUAAUUUAUCCAUACUUUUAAUUUAUCCAUACUUUUGGCCAUGUAGUGUAGCUUUAAAACUGCAAAAUCUCCUCUCAGCCAUGGAAUUAGGAAUUAGAUUAGUACUUAGCGAGAUUUAUAUACUUCCUAAGUAAUUUAACAGGAUCACUAUGUAUAAAAUGUUUAGCUCUGCCUCAUGUCAUGUUUUUGCUCGUACCUUGUGAGGGCCCCGAGAAACUGCGCUACACCACUGGGACAGCAUAGUUCUACUGGUAUCUAAUGCUGCCUACGUGUUUUUGUAAUGAACAUCAAAGAAACAAACAAGCAAAUAGGUUAUUGCGGUUUUCCGUCGUGUCAUUUCUGUGCCGUAACACAAAGUUCUUCUGGAGUUUUAUGUCACUGACAAAUUUGAAUGUUGUUUUCCAAGACGCUUGUUGUCAUGUUUACCUCGCCGACAAAAACAACAACUCGCCAAUGUCAUUUGGCAGGACUGGUGCCCGUGUGUGUCUUUUCACGGUCUGUGGUGUGUGAAUUUUGAAGAGGAAUGUGUUGUUUAUUAUUGGCACUACUUCCUGUUUGUGUGAAUUGGCUAAAAGGCUCUUUUGUGCAGGUCCAAGAAAACUAGCAUAAAGACAAAAGUGGCAGCGCAUAUCUUUACAGAUCCAUCUAGUCUCUAAAGACACUUCAGCACCUUUCAGUCAUAAAUUACCUGUUUGUCUGUCAGUUUCAAAACAACAGGAUGUUUGUUCGGGGCUCAAUUGACUACAAUAUACCACAUGCAGCCUGUUGAAAGGUACUGUCGCCUGUAAUUUGCUUUCUUUAUCGUUGGUUCUUGUGCUAUCUUAGAUCCUUAUAGAGCUAGCCAGCUUGCUGUCAUAAAUGCCAGAAAUUAGUUACCUCAGGUUCGUUCAGCCAUUCCUAUGGGGGAAAUGAUUGGGGAAAGAAUAGGGGUUUGGGAUAGACUUUAUUUUCAGGGUUUAAGGUUAAGACAGGCUGAGAAGAUAUUUUGUGUACUUGUUUUGAUUACAUAAAUGCUUCAUAUGA